UUAUGACAAUGAAGAGCCUCAGCCAGCAGUGUCGGAUGAUGUUGCUUGUCAUAUUCAUAAGCAUCCUCCUUGCUGGUUUUGUGCCAUUCAGCUUUGCUUCUCCUGUCAUUCGACGAUUUCAGUUUAAUGUGGAGUGGAAGAAGGUGACAAGAUUGUGCCAUACAAAGCAACUUCUAACUGUGAAUGGACAGUAUCCAGGGCCAACCAUUGCAGUUCAUGAAGGUGAUACAGUCGAAAUCAAGGUCAAUAAUUGCAUAAAUGAAAACACAACUAUUCAUUGGCAUGGGGUCAAGCAAUUAAGAACAGGAUGGGCAGAUGGUCCGGCUUACAUAACACAGUGUCCUAUAAGAUCAGGAGAAUCAUACACAUACAAAUUCUCAGUGAUUGACCAAAGAGGGACACUGUGGUGGCACGCACAUUACUCAUGGCAACGUGCUUCUGUGCAUGGUGCCUUCAUCAUUUACCCUCGCAUGCCUUACCCAUUCUCCACUUUUCCAAUUGAAGCUGGGAUUCCUCUUAUUUUUGGUGAAUGGUGGAAUGGGGAUGUGGAAGAAGUUGAAAAUGAGAUGCUAAAAUCUGGAGGUGGACCUAACAAUUCUGAUGCCUAUACCAUUAAUGGCUUGCCGGGACCUCUUUAUCCUUGCUCUAGCAGAGAUACAUUCAUUUCAACAGUAGAAAGGGGGAAAACUUACCUGCUGAGAGUAAUUAAUGGAGCACUCAACGAUGAACUUUUCUUUGCCAUAGCCAACCAUACAUUGACAGUGGUGGAGAUUGAUGCUGCAUACACAAAACCCUUCAAUACCACAGCCAUUAUGAUAGCUCCCGGCCAAACCACCACUCUUCUACUCAAUACAGAUCAAAUUCAAAUUCCAGACCACUCCUCUGGAAUCCUCUUCCCAAUGGCAAUCACACCCUAUGUAACUUCAAGUUUCCCCUUCAACAACUCCACCUCCAUUGGCUUCUUAAGAUACAAGAGCAGGAAAAUGAAUAAACUUAAACGAAAAACAAAAUUCCCAUCUAAUCAAAUACCUGAAAACCUCCCCGAUAUGAAGGAUACAGCCUUUGCCACUGCAUUUUCCAACAAACUCCGUAGCCUUAAUUCUCCCCUGUACCCUUGUAAUGUUCCUAAAACAGUUCACAAAAGAGUGUUCGUUACCAUAAGCCUCAAUCUCCAGAACUGCCCAUCUAGGAAAUCCUGCAAGGGUUUGAACGGAAAGAGAUUUUUCGCUUCUAUGAACAAUCAAUCCUUCAUUCGACCGGAUUCGUCCAUAUUGGAAUCCCAUUAUAGAAAAAUCGCUACCAAUUCGUACUCCACUGAUUUUCCAGAAAAACCCAUCACGGUUUUUGAUUAUACUGGCGUAAACCCAUUAACCAAAAACAUGAACACAGAAUUUGGGACAAAGCUUUUGGCGGUUCCAUAUGGAACAAAUCUGGAAAUCGUGUUUCAGGGCACGAAUUUUCUUAGUGUGGAGAAUCAUCCGAUCCAUGUUCAUGGGCACAAUUUCUUCGUUGUAGGCAGGGGAUUUGGGAAUUUCAACGCGGGUAGGGAUCCGGCGAAGUACAAUCUGGUUGAUCCACCGGAAAGAAACACGGUGGCGGUGCCGAGGGGAGGGUGGGCAGCGAUCAGAAUUAAGGCGGAUAAUCCUGGAGUUUGGUUUAUACAUUGUCAUCUUGAAGAACAUACUUCAUGGGGACUUGCAAUGGGUCUCAUAGUACGAAAUGGAGCAGGGGAUUCUAAAUCUCUGCUUCCUCCUCCGGAUGAUCUUCCUCUCUGCUGA
This is a messenger RNA of Cucumis melo (muskmelon), 1778 nucleotides long. Its product is annotated as laccase-1. The record is from RefSeq and is a predicted model, not a curated record. Gene Ontology annotation, cellular component: apoplast. Lineage: Eukaryota; Viridiplantae; Streptophyta; Magnoliopsida; Cucurbitales; Cucurbitaceae. Gene Ontology annotation, biological process: lignin catabolic process. Gene Ontology annotation, molecular function: copper ion binding; hydroquinone:oxygen oxidoreductase activity. The coding region runs from base 3 to 1778 and encodes 591 amino acids. The transcript is spliced from 5 exons.